This is a messenger RNA of Aspergillus chevalieri, 1044 nucleotides long. RefSeq names its product zinc-binding alcohol dehydrogenase family protein. Gene Ontology annotation, molecular function: oxidoreductase activity, acting on NAD(P)H. NCBI's taxonomy places the organism in Eukaryota, Fungi, Ascomycota, Eurotiomycetes, Eurotiales, Aspergillaceae. The coding region runs from base 1 to 1044 and encodes 347 amino acids. The transcript has 5 exons. The record is from RefSeq and is a predicted model, not a curated record.
AUGUCUGUCUCAAACUCCGGUGUUUGGCUGCUCGAAAGUGGCGGCCAAUUCGUCGUCAAAGAGGCCCCUUUCUCCAAGCCUGGCGACGAUGAAGUUCUGAUCCAGAAUAAGGCUGUUGCCAUUAAUCCGAUGGACUGGAAGAUUCAAGCCUUCGGGCCUCACCUCCCCUUUCCCGCCCACUACCCGUUCAUCAUCGGUUCCGAUGUCGCUGGAGAGGUUUAUGAAGUCGGUAAAGAUGUGACUGCCUUCAAGAAGGGCGAUCGUGUCAUUGGGUUGGCCAACUGGUUCCUGACAAACGAUGUUAAAGACAGUGCUUUCCAGCACUACAGCAUCUGCAAGGCCUCCGUUGUCGCCGCUCUUCCUGAUAACAUCUCCUUCGAGGCUGGCAGUGUUCUUCCUCUCGGUCUUUCUACUGCUGCCAUGGGUGUCUAUCCAGCUGGUCGCUUGGAGCUGCCAUUGCCCGAUGCCACCAGGCCCAGUACCAUUGACAAGGUCGUGCUGAUCUGGGGUGGUUCGUCUAGCACUGGUAGCGCUGCUAUCCAGCUGGCUGUUGCCUCUGGUGCAACUGUUAUUGCUACUGCAUCCGAGAAGAACUACGACUUUGUCAGGAGUCUCGGAGCCGCUGCUGUGUUUGAUUACCGAAAGGAUACCAUCACUGAGGAUCUGGUCCAGGCAAUCAAGGAUACUCCCGGUGACUUUGUUGGUGCGCUAGACGCCAUUGCAGAGGAAAAGACCUGGAGAGCCUGCGCAGAUGUUGUCAAGGGCCUUGGUGGUGGACGUGUUGUUAGCAACCUGCCUGUUGGAUUUACUAACGUCCCUGAGGGUGUUGAGGUUGUGGGUGUCUACGACACUGCUCACCUCUCCAACAACAAGGAGAUCGUCGAAGCAGUUUGGGGCAAGUUUGUCCCCGUAGCACUCAAGAAUGGAAGCUUGAAGCCUGUCCCUGAGCCAUUGGUGAUUGGAAAGGGGUUGGAGAAGAUUCCAGAGGGUAUUGCUUUGUGCCAGCAGGGUAUUUCCGCUGGAAAGGUCGUUGUUGACUUGUAG